CCAUCACCCAUCACCUGUGAUAAUUGCCGUCAUUACGGGACCUCUUCAUUUUCGUUCGUACGCGAUUGCUGAAUACUUGUAUGCUCCUUCCAAGCUCCUUCCGUGGAUUUCUAGGAUGGAAAGUUGCUACUGAGCCGAGACAUGGCCGACCGUCUCGUGCUAGCAUUUCCGCUGCGCCUGCUACGAAUGUCUCUGAUGCCAGGGCGGAAGCAGCUAACAACGGAAAUUGUGUUUCACGGUGAACACAUAUCUGAGUCAUUGUCUUUCUCCUCAAGGGUUUCGUGUAAUCAUAAAUUGAACAUUUUUCCUUCAAAUUUUCUGAUUCUUCCCCAGGAAUCUGCGCUACGAGGCUCCAUGGAUGAACAACCUCAGCUCAUUGGCCCGCUUCAACUUUGCUUCAACUUGAAAAAGAACGGAGCAUAUAUCAGGGUAGAUCAAUCCGUCGAAACCGAACUCACGUCGUUGGCCACCGAAUUGCUCGGGACCAAAGUCGGGGAUGAGCGGAAUCGACUAAGGGAUCGACUUAGAAAGAAAUUGCUAUCGAUCUGCGACGGCUGGACGGUGAUGGAAGGCAAGACGUACCUGCGUGAUUAUCCGAAACCAAAAAAGGUCGAGCCCAUUCAGACUCUGCAGCCUGAGAAUGCUGGCAACGGGGAAGGCAAUGCAAACAUCAAUAACUUUAUCGAUAUCGUAUUUUCGCCUCCGUGGCGAGGGACAGUACCCAGUGUCGGUUGCGACCAAUGGAGAAAUCAAUUGUUAGAUUUGCUCCAAAGUAUGAAUGUCCGCGAUCGAGAAAUCGCUUGUCAGCGGGUUCCGAGUCUUGUGCGGGUCGAACUAGUCAAACCUAGGAUUCGAGCAGAAUACUUGGAUCUUCUUGAUGGCACCAAUAUUGAGAAACACGACAUCAGCAAUUGGUAUGCUAUUCCAAUUGAGCUUCAGAAUCCCUGUAAAUUAUGCACCGACAACCAGUUUCUUUGCACCUGGAGCCGCGGACCCGACGAUUCCAAGAGGUGCAGAGAAUGUAUACUGGCCAAUCGUAACAGGUGCCUUUCUAAAGCCACGCAGACUGGUCAUACGUCCAAUUCUCAUCCGAAGAAACGAUCGAUGACCUCUGACGACUCUGAUUACAAAGGCCGUAUCGACGACACGCGCGCAUUCCUUCCUUUACCUACCACGCGUAGGGCAGAUAAAGAACUCUCGGAUGGUCUCGACGCAGCAGUUUGUGGACAGAAGAGGCCUAGUUCCCCUUCAUCCAACAGUGUUCAGUCCUUGAAGCGGCUCCGUACUGAAGAGGGUAACGUUACCUCCUCAGAAAUUGCGACUACAACAAAAACACUUUUUACGGAUGAUGACUUCCAAGAUGGGGUCCGAAGGAUUCUGCAUUUGGAGAACGCGAUAAAGGAGAUGCGAAAGGAAAACGAGGAGUUGUGGAGGGCAAAUGACUCUUGGAAGGAAGAGACAGAAGAUUUGAAGGCUGCUACUGAAACUACCUUGAAGAAACUGAAGUGUCUUCAAGCAGAUAUUACACACGUAGAUUCACUUGUAAGCGCAAUGCGAUAAGCACUGGAUAGGUGGAGUAUCUAGGGAUAACGAAGCAGGCUCACAUGUUGUACAUUAGGCUGACUGUAUUUUAUUGUUGCUAUCUUUACUAAUU
This is a messenger RNA of Desarmillaria tabescens, 1654 nucleotides long. RefSeq lists its product as uncharacterized. Lineage: Eukaryota; Fungi; Basidiomycota; Agaricomycetes; Agaricales; Physalacriaceae. The coding region runs from base 187 to 1560 and encodes 457 amino acids. The transcript is spliced from 5 exons. The record is from RefSeq and is a predicted model, not a curated record.